CAUAAUGUCUGCCAUAAUAGUGGAUACGUCGUGGUCGCCGUGUACGGAAGCAAAUCAGUAGAAGCAGGAAUUCAAAGGCUCAGUGUUCUAUGCAAUAGUGAAUGUAGCAAAGAAAAAAGAAUAUACAUAUAUAUGUAUGUAUACAUAUAUGUACACAUAUAUCUAAGGAAAAAGAAAAGAAUGUACAAAAUGCACCAAAAGUAGUGAAAAGCUUUGAGGAAAUCGUCUUGUUUUUCUACAAAAUUUUGCACAAUUUUACGCGAAACCUUCAGAGAAUGUCUAAAAAAUGUAUGUAAAAUCGAAAACGAAAUAUGUAUGUUUAAAACGAAAAUCGUCACAAAGUGCUCGAAUAUAGAGCGGAAAAUAGUGUGAGCAAAAUUGCAUAAGGGAUUUUCAGUCAAAGCCAAAAAGGAAAGUGUGUCGGUGCAUGUACAAUAAGAGAAAUGCUUAAAGGAAGCCAAAUUAGAUGUGAAAGUUAAAAAAUAGUGUGAAUAAAUCUAUAAUACAACAAGAAGCUUUAAUAAAGUGAAAUUACAACGCCGAAAACUUGUAUACGUAAAUGUAUUUGUUGUAAUUUGUAGUGAUGCACUAUUGUGAUAAGAUUUUUCCCCAAUCCUAAGCACAAAAAGAAUAAAAAAAAAAUCAAUACAAAAAAAGCACAGACGAAAGUAUUACCCACAAUAAAAAGAAAAAAUAUAUAUACAUACAUAUAUAUUUAGUGUAGCAGUUACUUACUAGACUUUAACGGUAACUUUUUUACUAAUUGGUCACUCCGUGAAGAACGAAAACCGAUUUCCAAAUUCCUGUACAGAAAAGUAGUUUUCGACUUGUGUUCAUUUUUGGAAUUCGCUAAACUUUCGAAUAUGUUUUUGAGAAAAUUGUGAUUUUGGAGCAACUCCAGUGAGUUAAAAGACCAAAAAACCCACAACAAAAAGCGUAAAAGCAACCAUAAAACCACAACCCAAUCCCCGAAAGCACAAUCUAAAUCUCUAAGAAAAAAAUCAUCCUGUCAAAUCUUUGCUGCACUGCCAACUAAUUGCGAAAAAUGAUUUUAAACUCCAGAGAAUUUCCACAAAUCCGUGUACGUUAAAAGCAAAGGGAAAGUGAAGUCCAUACGUAAAACAGCUUAAAUCCAAAUCCUCUAAGUUCAAAAUAGCAACUGCAAAGCGUACACAGAACAAUGGGUGUGACGGUGUUGCACAGUAAAAUACGUGAAAAUUCGUUUUUAUUGCCACAAACAAUAUCGAACAGUCAAAUGCGUUUAAUAGUCGUAGCAAUUCAAUAAUUUAUCCUGAGAAUUUAAAUAAAUGAACUGUGAUUAUGAGUUCCACAAAAUCGCAAGUAGCAGUCGCUACAAAUAUUCCAAGUCUAUCAUCAUCAUCACAAACUCAAAAAGAGUACAGCACUGAAGAGUCUCUGGGUCGACAAAAUAGUUUUGGCAAUAACCGCAGAGGUAACAUGAAGGGUAAGCAUUUGACGCGCAGCCACGCCAUGCGUGAGGCCACAUCGCCACCGCGCACUCCAACACCUCGUGCCGAGCACGGACAGGUGUCACCGAACGGUCAAUCCUCUAACAAUUACCAGCAGCAGCAUCAUCAUCAAGCGCAGCAGCAACAGCAUAUGGAUGGCAAUGAAAAUGCACACUGUAAUAAUAGCAAUGGCAGCAAUAAUAAUAACAACAACAACAACAGCAACAAAUUGCAUGCACAAUCAAAUGUGGCGCGUGGCAAUUCACCGAUCAUCGAAGCGCCUGCCGUCAUAGUGACCAGCCAGCAUAGUCAGCAGCAGCAGCAACAGCAACAGCAACAACAACAACCGAACGUUGCGCUCUGCAAUGAAGCUGAGUUCCCCAAACUGACACCGCCGAAGUCGACUAAAGGUGGUCUCGGCGGUGGAGGCGCUGGCCAAAGAAACAGCAAUAAUAACAACAGCAACAACAAUAGCAAUAAUAGCAACGGUGUAACCGAUGGCAACAACAAACUGGAAUAUAACAACAAUAAUGGAAGAAAAAUUGCAAACAGCAAUGGCGGCGGCGGUGGGUGUGGCGGUGGCGCGACCAACUAUGAUUCAACCAAGAGUGCAGCCACAAAUAAUAAUAACAAUAGCAACAACAAACAUCAGCAAUACAAUGCAAGCAACGCACUGCAUCAGGCGCUGAGCGUUGGCGAGAGCGCGGCGCGUGGCGGUGGCAGCGGUGGUGGCGGCGGAGCUGGCGCAACGCUACACAAUUCCGGCAUGAACUAUCAGCUGAACGCCAACGACAGCCCACAGCAGUCGCAUCACCAGAUCGCCUACGACAAGGAAAAUCGUUGCCCACGCAAUGACAGCCAGAAUAGCAGCAUGUCGAAUAUGCACGAUGACGAUGCGCAACAACAGCAACAGCAACAUUAUGAGCGACAGGGUGGCGGUGGCAGCGGUGGAGGAGGCGGCAAGAAACACCGCACCAAUUCCAAUUCGAAAGGCAAUAAGCCGCGUUUGAAGAAUAUUGGUGGCUCCUCGUCGGGCAGCGUAGACGGUGGCAACUCGAUUAGCAACAAUACAUCGGGAUUCAUAUCAAGAGUUUUCAACAACUCAGAGAACUCGAGCGAGCAAUUCACAGAUCAUGGCGGCACCGAUUUGUUCAGUUUCUUCAAAGAGACGCUCAAUAAGCAUCCAAAGGAUCGGCAUUUCCUCCUGAAAGUGGAAAAGGAUCUAACCGAAUUCGUGUUGGAAAAAAGUCGCGGUGAGUUGCGCUUCCCACCGGCUUCAUCAUACAAUCGCAUGUUGAUACAUCGCACAGCGGCCUUCUUCGGCAUGGAACACAAUGUCGACACCGAAACGCAACAGUGCGUUAUUGUGGCAGCUACGAAGAACACGCGCAUACCAGAGAUACGCUUCAAGUCGCUGGUGCGCGAUCAUCGCGACGACUCACGCAAGUCAAUACUGAAGCGCGAUACGCACAGUUUCGAUGAGGCGCGUCAGAGUAGCUACUUGUGUCCGGAUCGCGGCAGCAUGCUUGACCGCAAAGCCAAGAGCUUCGAAGAGCGCGAGGAGGAUUAUGAGCGCGCGCGCAGUCGUAUUUUCAAUCGCAGCCAAAAUGACAACGGCGACGGCAUGGACGAUGGCUACAUGAAUGUCAGCUGGACGCAGUCAGUGGAACAACAACAGCAGCAGCAGCAGCAACAACAUCGUCCACGCCCCAAUGGCAAAAUGAUGAAGAUGCAAAAUUCAAACGAAUCACGUGAUGGUCGUUCCGGUGGCGGCGCAGUUCCCAAAUCACACAAUUACAAUAAUUACGGUGGUGGCUCGACACAAGGUGGUGGCCCACCCAUGAUGCGCGGUGACUCGGCGAACUCGGCCAAAAAUGGCGGCGGUGGCGCCCGUUGUUUCUCGAAGCAGGAUUCGGCUGGCAGCACAAACACGCCAUGGCGUUUGUCACCAUCCAGCAGCGGUUAUAAAACUCAAACACAAUCGUUGUAUUCCGAUUCGGUAACACCUUCACCAAAUGGUUAUUGUAGUGAGGAUCAAGCCGCGACGGAGCCGUACAUAUUGACAACGGACAGAAUGACCGUGUGUCAUCUGCAAUCACCAGUUCACCAUAUGCCGCCACACCUGCAUCUGCAGCCGACGCUAUUGUGCAGUGCUGGCGUUAUGCCGGCGCAUUGCGCUGACGCUGCGUUGGCGCCAACGCCGACGCCAUCCCUGGAGGACGGCAUGCCGCUACCCAGGCGCGGUCUGGUGUGGGCCGUCACCGACAUUUCAAGUGUGCCCAAGGGCAGCGUGCUAAUCAAUCCGCAAACAUUGCAACCUUUUGUUAACCAAGACGGUUCAAUUUAUCACUUUGACCCGUCCAAUCUGCCACCCAACCAACAGGGCACAUACCAUCCAAAUCAGGGCAACAACACCGCCAAUUAUGCACAACAACAAUCGCCACAACAGUUGUCACAACAACAACAUCAACAAGUGCAGGAUAGCACCACAAAGAAGAAUAAAAGCACACAACAAAUGUCCACGCCUUCGCCAGCAGAAUCGCCAGCAGCUACGCCAACACCCCAAACGCAGACGCAUUGCAAGAGCGUCGCCUGCAAUGAAAACGCCGCCACCGUACCGCUGGCAGAGUCUGUGGCUGAAUCCUCCACACAAACGGUAUCCAUGUGCGGCGACGUCAACUGCGACGGCAUUGACUUGGAUAUGGCGAUCAACGCCACCGAAGAAGCAUCCACGCAAUCGGGUGCUGAUGAAUGCGACAACAACUCGGCCACGGGUUGUUUGAGCAUCACCACCACAACUUCCACCAAAAGUUAUGACCGAAUCGAGGUACAAAAGUUCAAAAAUCAAGCCACCAGUCCGAAUAUACCAGCGGAAAAGGAUGAGCUGCCGAAGCGUGAGAAUGCAACAACUUUGGAUGCGCCAAGUGUUCGUGAACAGCAGCCGACAACGGUAACACAGCCACCAGCACAACCACCACCACCCAGUCAAACGCCAACAAGUAGUGUCAAUGUGCAGGUGCAACGCGAGACGCCACAAUCGGCGCGCUCAACACCCUUCAGUACCAGCGAGUCGACGCAAGCAAAAAAUCGCGCUUCCGAAGAAUCCAAGCCCACAACGUGGACAUACACGCAAAGCUACCAGGCACCCGAUGGUUCUACAGUCUUUCACACCACCACCACACCGAGUGGUACGCCGUACUGCACCACGACAUAUCAGCAAGGGCCUGAUGGUAGCGUUUAUGCCAUUCCACAAGGCAUGGUCUAUGCCUAUCCACCGCCAGUUGUAAGCCACGCCCCACAGAAACAGUUGAAAUGUCAAUUCAAUUCGUUGUCUGUUUUACAGGAGGGCGAAGUGCAGAGCUAUUUUAUGCCUGUAUUUGAUCCGAAUCAACCGCGCACCGAUGCCACCGGUCUCAUACCAGCUGGAGCACAGGCCAUAUAUCCGGCUGCAGCGGCAGCAGGCAGUACAGCUACAAUGGUACCCGUCGCAGCCGCUUAUCCAACCGCACAAUUCGCCACGGCCAAUGGUACGCCCAUCUAUCCGAGUCAAUUGAUUUAUUCGAGUGAUCAAUUUGUAACGGGCGCAGCUACAGUCGCUGCAGCAGCACCAGCGAAUGGUCAACUGCAACAGAUACCGAUGACCACCUAUCCAAUCGGACAUCCAUAUGCCUAUAAUAGCUACUGGGGUCAACCGAUGACAUACUACGUGCCACAGCAAGCGCUCACGAACGCUGUCGCAGCAACGCCACUCCUACCAGCACCACCACAGUCACAACCACCUACAACUGCAACCGCCCAACCCGUGGCAGGACCACACAUUACUAGCGGUAUCAACAUCGCGAAUGGCCUUGUAGCAGCCACGGCGGCGGCUGGACCGUCGUCGAACGCCACCGUUGGAGCUUUAGGCAGUGGCGGUAGCAAUGUUGGUGUUAGUGGCCAUCACGUUGUUAACACCACGGCGGCUACGAACAGCUAUCAAACACACAGCGGUACAACGUAUUUCGGUACGGGGCGUGUAAAGCGGCCGACAUCUUCACAUUACACCAAUCAUCAGAGCAGCGGUCAUCAGCUGGUAACGGCCGCCAUUCCAAGCAACGGCAGUGCAACUACCACAUAUCAAUUGGGACACGCAAUGCCCACACUCACGCUGGCGCCGGCACCAGGUAGUGCAGCAGCCGCAGCGGCAGCAGCAGCAGCAGCAGCAGUGAAUACAACAACCGAUCUCAACGUUGGCAAUGGAGCGGCUCCAGCCACAGCCAUGUAUACGCUGCCCCAACAUGCGGCCCUAUUGCAUGCGAAUAUCUUUCCCUAUGCGCCUGCCACUGCUGCUGCCGCCGCCGCUGCCGCUGCAGGUGUUGCGGCCGGCACACCAUCAGUACACGCACCUGGCGUUCCGCCAACGGCUGCGCCACAAAUAGCUGCAGCUAGCAUGGCUGGCGCAGCAGCUCAUGCACAACAAACAAAUGCUGUGAUCACCCCAUUCUAUGCUCAUCACCCGCCCAUUACAGCUGCCGCACAUCCCACGCACGGCAGCUCCACCGUACACACGCCUGGACCAGCUGCCAUACCGAUUGUCGACCCCAGCACACUGACGGCCAUCUCGCACCCAACACCAACCGGUGCAAACAGUUCAAACAACGUGACGCCCGCCUACAGUGGCGGCGGUAGCGCUUCACAGUCCGCGCCUAGCACUCCACAUUCUGUACCUACUCAAACUGCACAGCGCAAUCCGCCACUCUUCUCCACACCGCCCAUUAUGAACUCAAAUGGCGGUAACAACAACGGUGGCUACAGUGGCAGUUCCACACCGCAGUACUACACGGUCAGCGGUGGAGCAGAUGGUGGUACAACGCUUAUGAGCAGUCCACAUGGCCACUCAUAUGUGCAACACGAAAAGCGCAACAACAAUUCAAAUAUGAGUGGCAGCAAAAAACCGCCAGCGUAUCCAAGCAAUUCAUUGAGUCGCCAGAACUCAACGUCCUACAAUGGCACCGCCAAUGGCAAACCGCCUCUACUGGGCGGCAAUAACGAUACGCGUGCCUCACCAAAUAGCGGCUACCAAGGCUCACGUCCGCAUGGCAUGAAUAAGCGGGGUGGCGGCGGCGAUAAGCCACAAACGCCAUUGCUCAGCGGUCCACCCAGUUACGGCAGCGGACCAAGCAUGUCUGCCGUAAACAGCAACAACAACAGCGGCUACCACGUACACCACAGUAACUCGCCAUCUGAUGCCAAGCCACCAAUACGCUUGAAUGCAGGCGCAGCCACGUUCCGUCAGAAAGGUAGCGGUGGUGGUAUGUCCUAUGAAUACAGGCGCAGCGCUUCACAACGUAACUCGCCAGGCACUGGCAACUCCAGCAGCAACGACAAUAGCAACAAUACAUCGCCGAAUAGUAUAGUCGGUUCGAGUGGCGGUGGUGGGGCCAACACACCCAAUUGCUAUGCCGCCACAGCAGCGAGCGGCUACAUAAACACUGGCAUCGGCAUAGCCAACAGCGGUAUGGUCGGUGGUGGUGAUCAUCAGACAGUUGCAACCGCAACCGGCACACCAUUGUACAUUACACCAGCGCGUGGCGCACACAUUCCACCACAACUGCAACACGGCGGUAUGGUGGCGGCCGCCGCUGCUGCUGGCGGCACGGCAGCCGGUCUCGCGGGCACUCAACAAGCCACGACAGCCGCGGUGUUAGGUGGUGCUGCAGCGGCGGAGGUGGCGAAUGCGGCUGCUGCCGCCGUGGCGGCGACUGUCGCGCAUCACCAGCCGCUAUUGAGCGCUUAUCAACCGGGUGCAUCGGGUGUCUACAUCAAAUACGGUCAAACCUAUUAUGCGCAUCCCUCAGUUGCCCUACCGAACAGUCGCCGAUCGCCCUCGACCGAGUUGCGGCCUGCAAUGGCGCCCGUAGCUGGCAUGUAUCCAACCAUGAUGAUACCAGCUGCUCCACGGCACACGCAAGGACGUCAUCCCAAUCCCAACUACAAAGGCAACCGGCCACGCUAGACACUGCGCUGAAUGCAAGACACUAUCCACAACAACAGCAAAACCACAAAUUCAGUGCAAGCAUGAGGACCAACGCUGCAAGCUGCUGAACUGGAGGGAUAUAUGAAAACGAUGACGCUAUACCAAAACCUAAAACUAAGUUUAAGCUAAAAAAAGUACCCUAACCUAGUAAAACAUAUGCGUAGAUAAACAAUAAUUUAAACAUAAAUGAGCGUAUUAGUGAAAAACAAAGACAUAAGGCAGAGUAAUAUACAUACAGUAGCAGCAAAUAAGAAAGAAAGGCAACAACAAGAUGAAGAAAGAUAGCUGCAAUAAGACAGGAAAGCGAAAUUUUGAAAAAUAUUUUCCGGGCCAUUUUACAAAAAUUAAACAAAGCAAAUCGAAAACAAUCACAUACACAAUUUUGGCAUACAUAUACAAGGAGGAAAUUUUCGAGAAAAAAGAACACAAAAAGACAAACUUCAACAGCCAAUAGCCAAUUCAAAAGCAUUGCAUCAUACAAACUAAGAAUCUUCCACAAGCAUAACGGUGAAGAAUUCGAAAUGGAGUACAUCGUAUACUGAAAUAUGUCGUGCCAUUGCUGAAAGAUGCAAAAAUAUAAAAUUAAAUACAUACAUACAUACAAGCAAAAACGAAUACAAGGUAAAAACACGAAACCAUAGCUAAAAACAAAAACAAAAAGUGAAAAUGACACACAUAAAAAGAGACUGACUGACUUGAGUUGCAAAUUGGCAGUGCGCGCUUGAACGAGGGGAGUGUGUAUGGGGGAUAAAUUAAUAAUUAAAAAUUCAUGCCUAUGAUUUUCAAAAUUAAAAAAAUAUUUAUUUUUUUUUUUAACUGUUUUUUGUGUUUUUGUUUUAUUUUUAUAUAAAUGAAUUAAAAUUAAUUAUUUUUAUGUUUAUUAUAAAAAAUUUUGUUAAAUUCCAAAGUAAAAUUUAAGUUUUCACGCAGCAUGUCCUUAAAAAAUAAACAAAACUGAAUUAAAAUUGCUUGAAUUUAAAGUUCUUGAAGUGGUACUAAACGCACAUUUCCCGAACGCAUCCAAUAGACGAAGACUACCGAGUGCGCAUGCACUGAAACGAAAUUUGAACGACGCCAAUUCAACCGCAGCAGUCAGUCAAACAGUCAGUGUCUUUUUAAACAAUAUAUGUAUAUUCAUUUAUAUAUGUAUAUACAUAUAUAUAUAUAUAUAAAUAUAAUUACACGAUAAAGUAAUAAUAAUUUUAUAGUAUGUAAACAAUUUUACUAUACAUAAUAAUAAUAAUAAUAAUAAUAAUCCUAAAGGUAGACUAACAUAAAAGAAGAAGAAGAAGGAGCUGUGUAAACACCUAGUAAAUAAUGAAAGACGAAAACGUGUACUAAAUUAAACUUAAAACGAAGCAAAAACCUGUAAUACAUAAAUCUAAAUUCAUAGAGCAUAAACGUACGUAUGUGAAUCGGCUGACUACAACUCUUACACACACACAUUCACAGUUUUCUACAACAGACACAAACAAAUCAAAAUCGAAACUUUCAAUUAAAAACCAAUGAACUAAACGAGGAAAAUGCUAAAAAAAAUUCUCCACCAAAACUACAGCGCAAUACAGGGUGCAUGCGUAGGCUUCAUAAGUAAUGCGUAGGCGUUGCCUGUGUAACGGUUUGUAAGUUGUACGAAAGCUUUAAUAAAUGUACAGUAAACGCGUUGAGAACAAUAAAUUCUAUUCAAAAGAAAAUUACUAGCUUAUAGAUUGUUUUCUAACUAAAAUAUAUUAUUAUUAAGAAUUUUACACAUCUGGCAAAUGGGAAACGAAAAAAGUAAACUUUGAAAGUUUUAUUCAUUAUUAUAAAUGUAUGCGAAUUCUAAAAAUGUUUCAUAGUUUCGAAAACAAAAAGUGAUAGACUAUAUUUAGAAUAACUGCCGCCCGCAUGGGUAACGCCUGCCUAAAUUUAAACGCCCGAAAGUGCGCUGCGGUUGAGGAAGUAAUAUUUUUUUGUUGUUUUUUUUUUCUUUUUAAGUUUUUAAUUUUUUUAAGUAUAAAUGAAAUUUUCGAUUGACUGCCUGUGUAGAAAUUCUUUAGUUUAACAAGCACAGUUGGCAACACAGACACCAAUAGCUCCAAACCGACUGCUGACGAAAUUCGCAUACCGAUUGGCAUACCGACAGCUACACAUACUCGUAUAGUUUACCAUAUAAGCUAUAUACUUUAUUUAUAUUAAUUAAAAUUACAUAUAAAUAAUUAUUUAAUAAUAUAAACAUACAUAUAUACGCAAGUAUAUAAAAAAAAAGCAACAAAAACACAAUGAAAGUCCAAUAUUAGUGAAUAUGUUAUUAUUAUUUAUGUUUAUUGCUAUGAAAUUUAUUUAAAUAAACUAUUAAUAUUGGAAAACAAAUACACACACUUGAUAAUUAAAUUAAUGAAUUAAAUUAUAGCAAAAUGUGAGAAAGUUGAAAAUUCGCUUGCAUACUUUUAGGUAGUUUCGAAACAAUUGACAUUUUCUACACUUAAUCAGGUUGUUUUACUGCGUUACAUACUAUCUAAAUUGAGGCAAUCAGGAAAAAUUUGGCGUGGCACGCGUGAGUUGUAAUUUAUUUCUGGUGUUCUGGCGAUUUGAAAACAAUUAAUGCUUAAUUUAUUGAUUUCAUAAUGUUUCCACUCGAGAAAUUUUACAUUUUCUCCCACUUUGAUUGAAAUAUCUAUGUAUAUGUAAAUUUUCACUAAUAUUUUUAUGACAUAUAUAGUUCAGUUUCUUCAAAUUCCGAAACCCACAUUCUGAAAUCACGGUUUUAAUUAAAAAACAUUCAUAAUUUUAAAAAAUUACAAAAAAAAAUAAGUUUCAAAUAUAUUUAAUUUCAAUAUUCGAAAUCGAUAAUUUUUCAAACAGUUGUUGUUUUCUUAAAUACGUAAACAUUUAUCAUUAAUUUCCUUUCGUAAUUCAAAAUUAUCAAAUUAUUACACUUUGUGUUUUAUUUUUUGCAUUUUUAAUGUACUGAAAGCAAUGGAUUUUUCUCAGGUGAAAGAAAAGAACAAACAAUCAUGAGAAAAUGUUGUGAAUUCUCAUCAUUUAAGAAAGUUAAAAAAACCAACAUUAUUUUUUGAAAACUAGUUUUCAAGAAGAGUUUCGAAAUACAAAGAGCUUAAUAUAGCUUCCAUAUAAAUUUUAUUACCAUAAAAAACUGAACAAGUUUUUUCUUACACAAUUUUACUUAAUGAAAUUUUACUGGCAGACCUAUACCAAGAGUUGCUAUCCUUAAAAAUUAAUAUUUUUCAGUAAUUUGUUAACCUUAAUAUUAGGUUUGCAAAUAAUGCAACGAAAAAAAAUUUAAUUAACAUUUACAUUAUUUAUUUUUUUUUAUUUUAUAAUCCCUAAAAUAUUAAGUAAUAAUAAUUUUCAGAUUUGUAAUUCCAAAUGACAAGUUGAAAAAAUAAAAACAAAUUUUUGUCACAAAUACUGAAUUGAAAAAAUUAAAAGUAAAAACUAAUGUUAAUCCCAAGUUUAUAAUUAAGAAUUAAAAAUUAUUUUUGAAUUUAUAUAUUUUCAUGUGCUACGAUUUUCAAUAAUCUGGAGCAGUGGUCGGCAAGCUUAUACAUUCAAACGAUUUACAUUUUAUCGAUUUUUAUACUCUCGCAACAAAGUUGCUAAGGAGAGUAUUAUAGUUUUGUUCACAUAACGGUUGUUUGUAAGUCCUAAAACUAAAAGAGUCAGAUAUAGGGUUAUAUAUACCAAAGUGAUCAGGGCGACGAGUAGAGUCGAAAUCCGGAUGUCUGUCUGUCCGUCCGUCCGUACACGUACGUUGGUACACGUAUUCCUUGGCUCCAUAAGAAGGUUAAGUUCGAAGAUGGGCAAAAUCGGCCCACUGCCACGCCCACAAAAUGGCGGAAACCGAAAACUUAUAAAGUGUCAUAACUAAGCCAUAAAUAAAGAUAUUAAAGUGAAAUUUGGCACAAAGGAUCGCAUUAGGGAGGGACAUAUUUUGAAGUAAUUUUUUUGGAAAAGUGGGCGUGGCCCCGCCCCCUACUAAGUUUUUUGUGCAUAUCUCGGAAACUAUUAUAGAUAUGUCAACCAAACUCUACAGAGUCGUUUUCUUCAAGUAUUUCCAUAUACAGUUCAAAAAUGGAAGAAAUCGGAUAAUAACCACGCCCACCUCCCAUACAAAGGUUAUGUUCAAAAUCACUAAAAGUGCGUUAACCGACUAACAAAAAACGUCAGAAACACUAAAUUUUACGGAAGAAGUGGCAGAAGGAAGCUGCACCCAGGCUUUUUUUAAAAAUUGAAAAUGGGCGUGGCGCCGCCCACUUAUGGACCAAGAACCAUAUCUCAGGAGCUACUAGACCGAUUUCAAUGAAAUUCGGUAUAUAAUGUUUUCUUAACACCCUGAUGACAUGUACGAAAUAUGGCUGAAAUCGGUUCACAACCACGCCUUCUUCCAAUAUAAAGCUAUUUUGAAUUCCAUCUGAUGCCUUCUUUGUAUAAUACGAGUAUAAACAUUAGGAACCAAUGAUGAUAGCGGAAUAAAACUUUACAAAAAUACGGUAUUUAAAAAAUAUGUAAAUGACGUAUUAUGAAAUCUCGAUUAUCACUUUACCAUGCGAGAGUAUAAAAUGUUCGGUGACACCCGAACUUAGCCCUUCCUUACUUGUUAAUUCUAAUAUUGGUUUGAAAGUUUAAAUAUUUCAAUUUUUAAUUCCGAUAUUGCAAUUAAAAAUGAAAUUUUAAUAUUAAAACCCCACAUUUUGAAAUACUUUGACAAAAAAAUUUGGAUUAAAAAAUAUUUUUCAAUUUUCAGUUCUGAUUCGGAAUUGAAAAUUAAAUUUUCAAAUUCUAAACAUUAAGUUUUAAUUUUUUAAUUCCGAUUCUGCAAUUAAAUUAAAAACUGCAUUUUCAAAUCUCAAAUCGGUAUUGAGAACAUAGAUUUUAAAAAUUUCGUAGUUAAAAUAAUCAUUACCCUAAUUAAUAUACAUAUGUAUGUAUAUAAAAACUUCGUGAAUUAUCAACAGUGUGAACUAAUUAAAAAAAUUUAGAAAUUUUCAAUUUUUUAGAAUGCUAAAAAUUUUUUAAGCGUUAUAAUUUAUCGUCAUAUGUGCAGAUGUAUGUAUGUUUCAGUUUUAUUUGAAAUAUAUGAGAUUUAUAAUAAAUUAAUUGAAAAACUAAAUCCAAAUUCGGCUUGCUAAUUUAAGUAAACCUAAUUUUUGCUCAGUUUUAAUGCUUGAACCGAAAACAAUCUGAGCUGAUAUUUCUUUUCUUAGUUCCAACGAUUUAAUAAAUUUUACUUUCAUUUACAUCCUUGUUUGUCCUUCGCACAAACAAUGGUCUCAUGGUUUUCUGAAACCUGGCAUGGAUUGAACGCUUGUUUGAAGCAACACGCAUACCAAAUCCUCCAUAAAUCAGUGUAUAAUGUAUGUAUGUAUGCAUUGUACAUAAUAUUUGUAUGUCUAAAUGUAAAUACAAUAAUUUACAUACUCGUACAGUUAUCUACAAGCCAAGUACAUAUGUAGUAUAUGUUAAUAAAUAAAUAGCAAAAAUGUAUGUAUGUACAAUAUUAAGUGGAAACAACGCGAAAUGCAUGGAAAGUAUACAAGAGCACACUAGUGGAACGCAUUCACAUAGCCAGAAAUACAAAACUAAAAAACUAUGAUAUAUCAAUUAUUAAUGUCAUACGAACAAAAGCAACAAAAAGAAAAUUCCAUAAUGAUUUUAACUCUUAUAUGAAAAUUGUAGGAUAGAACAUAAUACCGCAUACAUAUGGGAAGUCAAUAAAUCACAUGUGAAACGUAAGCUUACCGAAUUUCUAACUAACGAACAAUACAUAACAGUACACAUAUUUUUCUCCAUAAUCUUCAAUUAUCUACUGUAACUUCUACUUCUAAACAAUUUACGAUUCUUAUGACAAUUUGCCAUGCAAACUACGAGCAAUACAAAAAUUAGCAACAGCAAACCGUUAAUGAGUAAGUGUGAGAGAGAGAGAGAGAAAGAGAAUAAAACCGAAUCGAAUCAAAAUGCAACCAUAGCCAAUUUUAAGUUGCCGUUAAACCGUUAAAACAAUAACUAAACCGAUAGUGGCAGUGAAAAAGAUGAAGAUAUCACAAAUUAUAGGGAUCUUAUGCCUUCGACACCCUGAGGGCCUUUCACAAAGUAACCAAACAAAAAACUGCCUAUCCACACAGAAUCGAUGGAUGCCAACUGAAGUUUCAAUAAAAUGGCAGUGAUUGUUACACACUCACAUACACACACAUACAAAUAUCGACAUACACGCACACAUACAUGAGUGCGUGUGCCUGCGUGUCUCUAUGUAUGUGUGACUCGGCGUCAAGUUACUACUGAAUACUCAAAUCGAAAUAAAUACUCCAUACUGUUAGCACUUUUCUGUUUUUGUUCUCGUUAACUAUCUCAAAUUUUCUGUUAAUUAAUUAACCUUGCUAUCUACCUAAGAAGAAUUAAAUAAACCUAAAUAUUGUAGUUAUUGAAUAAGUUAUUAAGUGAUUGAUGAAUGUAUGUAUGUAUAUGUAGAUGGAUGAUUAGUGGACAUGCUGGAAAUAGGGAAGAAGUGAUGAAGCAAGGAAGCAACUAAAAGAAAAGUGAAAAAGCGGACGGAAAAAAGUACUAUAAAUAAAUUAGUAUCAAGGCAAAAGCAAGUUGAGGGAGCAACGGGUGGACUUAUACACACAUAUACAUAUGAGUACAUAUUUACGUAUAUAAGAACCUAAAUCAAGUAUAUACACACAAUUACAUAACUGCAAUACUCGUAUACUUAAAACUAAGAAGAGCCGCAAAAAUGAUCGGUGCGAAAUCAUGAUGAAAUACAAGAAAACUAAUGUGAGAAAUAAAGGGAAUCAUCUCAUUGGAGCAUAAUGAGAAAAAACUUAAUAACAGUAUAUGGAAAUAAUAUAAAAUACAAAUAAUAAUGAUAGUGAAGAAGUAUGCAAUUAAAGCUAUUCAUAAUGCAAACAAAAACAAAACAACACAACAACUUAUAAUGACAAUUAAUUAUAAAAAGGUAAAAAUGAUUACACAAAGAAAUAAAAAGCAAAAAAAAAAUAUAUAUAUAUCUAAAAAAUAUUGAAUAUAAUGUAAUUAUUUAUUUUAAUUUAUAUACACUAGAGAGAUAAAAAUAUAUAUACAUAUUAAUUAAGUGAA
Messenger RNA from Bactrocera neohumeralis, 14577 nucleotides. RefSeq names its product protein encore (gene enc). The coding region runs from base 1321 to 7464 and encodes 2047 amino acids. Lineage: Eukaryota; Metazoa; Arthropoda; Insecta; Diptera; Tephritidae. Gene Ontology annotation, molecular function: nucleic acid binding. The record is from RefSeq and is a predicted model, not a curated record. The transcript is spliced from 16 exons.